CCUCGUCUUCUAAGGGCUUUCUUUGUUACCUUUUGUUUGUAAGAUUUAUUCUACAAUGCGCUGACACUUCGACAUGUCGUCCCCAGCACCAACUUUUGGAGUACCAGACUACGAACCCGAAAGCGAAACAGGUACCGGCAACGCCGAGCCAGCGGCCGAGAAUCGUGUUAUUGAAGGCAGUCCACAAGCAACAGAUCUCCCUCAACCCGCUAGCGACGAUAAUGUUCCUCUAGACAGCAAAAGCAACCCGUCUCGCCCGUCGUCCUCAAAACAGGACUCUGAGAAUGACAAGAUCCAUGCCAACCAGAUCGAUGCCGUGAUGACGAAAACCGAUGACACUUCCUCCAACCACCGCCUCAACUUCACAGAAACUGCCAAACAUGCCGCGGGAAAAGUAUCACGAACGCUCCAUCUGCACCGUGGAGAAAACGCGCGCGGCCCCAGCGAAGCGCGCCAAAGGCGACAGUCUCGCCUCCCUGCGAGUGAUGAUGAUGAUGAUGAUGCACCGAACUUGCCCCUCUAUAUCCACCUCCGGAACGCGGUGUAUGGCUCCCUGAUCAUGUUCACCACCUUCCCGUACUGGGACAUGGCAUUCUGGAGCGGCUGGUCGUACACCUGGGGCUCUGUGCUCUUCGUCAUCGACGGCGUGUGGGCAUGGACGCCUCUCCAAUGGCCCAGUUCAGAGUUUACUGGAGAGUCUGAAUACGGAGUCGGCUUGCUGUUCUUCUUCGGCGCCGUCCUCUACCAGCUCGGCGCCACGAUGGCGUAUCUCGAAGCGAUCAACGACGGGUCAUUCGGGGGCCCAGCGAUGAAGCGACAUCUCGAAGGGCACGAUGACGAGAAGAAGAAACUGCUGGACGGGAAGUUACACAUGUUCUUCGGCCAUAUGAUACCGCACCACCACCACCACGAUGACGACGAUGAAGAUUUCGACAAACAGAAGUCAGUUGACCCCGAAGCUGGUUGGAACACAAGGGAUAGGGCCGAGCGACCUGGGUCUAUCUACCCCGAAGACAAGGCUCCUGCUCCGCGACGUGGUGGCGUAGACAUGGGCCCCACCGACGAAGGCGAGUUCCAUGAGUACCUGACCUGGCGCUGGUGGCCGACCUGGCACGCUCUGAAAACGUACCAUAUCAAAGAGAUCGGAUAUGUCGCCUGCUCCAUUCAACUACUCGGCGCAACACUCUACGGCAUCUGUGGAGUCAUCGCGUUGCCUGGCAUCCUCUCCAACUUCCAGCCGUGGCAAGAACUGGGCGGGUACUGGAUCCCGCAAACGGUCGCCUCAUGCUGCUUCCUCACGGCCGGCGUAAUGUUCACACUCAUCACGCAGGAUAAGUGGUACCGACCCCUACCGGGCCGUAUCGCCUGGUGGAUUGGAGUCUGGGCUACGAUAGGGUCUAUGGGGUUCUUAAUGUCUGCUGCCUUCGGAAUACGCGCGAACGACCUUACCUGGUGCGAAUACCAAAGUUCUCUGGCGAGCGUGUGGGGCUCCUUUGCAUACUUGGUUAGUAGCUGGCUGCAGUGGUACGAAUCUGUCAAUAAAGGACCCGUUCUAGCGUUCCCCAACAAUCGCAUUCCGACGUUAAUGAGAGACCGUAUGGCUAGAACAUGAUGGUUAACGAAUAUGUAUUUCAUAUAUACUUUGUUUGUUCACACCCACUCAAUCGUGCUAAUUGGCCACGGUUCCCUGACUCUCUGCUCAAGCGAUCCGUCGUCAGUUCUUCUGUGUUUGUUCAGAUGCAGUAGUCCCGGUGCCCAAUCGCCAAUGAUUACGCGCAAGCAUGUAAGCCUGCGCCAUUCAUUCUCUCGAUGUCCAGUCGUUUCGAGGACCAGCGUCCAUAGUAUCACAUCUUCAUACACGCUCACUAGCAUGAAGAGUUGCAAAAGAGCAAAUAUUUGUCCAGGGUGUCCUUCGUGCAUAUGAAACAUGUGAGAGAGCGUCGGAGGCACAACGAUAUCGUGACGUUCCGCGUCUACGUGACGCAGUGCUGUAGUGUCU
Molecule: messenger RNA, 1999 nt
Organism: Mytilinidion resinicola
Lineage: Eukaryota; Fungi; Ascomycota; Dothideomycetes; Mytilinidiales; Mytilinidiaceae
Exons: 2
Coding region: 74-1612 (512 amino acids)
Source: RefSeq, a predicted model, not a curated record